UAUAAUAUGAAUGGAAGAACGCCGCUGUAUGGACCAUAGGAGUUGGUACGACGACGAGUCAAAGAGAAACGAUAGGAAGAGGUAAACGAAGACCCUGAAUAACUUUCUUUGCCUCCAAACUCUGCCGUGCUGCCAUAAAAACGCCCACUGAAGGAAAUAUUUAAAGGGAUUUCCAGAACAUCAAAAUGAAAAGAGCUUAUACGUUAAUAACCCUAAUAGCGGCGCUGUCAUUUUCCUGCCUGUCUGUUGCAAGUGAUCACUUUGUUGACAAGAGCCUGCCCUCUUGUCGGGCUAAGGGUGUUUGUGGCUACGUCCAGGUCAAUCCGUAUGGAGUAAGCUCAGAACAGUUCUGUCGUUGCCCCCAGGGAUCGUGCCCUCUUACCACUGAUCUGUUCGAUGGAAAGACAGUGCCUCAUGGAUACGACCAGUACAAGUUUUGUGACAGACAACCCCAACUUCAUGUCUGUCAAGACGAUGAAGCAGUUUACAGUUAUAAAAAGAAGUCUUUCGUCUACAAAGAUACAUUCGAUGUUGACGUACGAAUUCGCUGCUUGUGCCCAUCGGAUCAUGUCUUUGUAAAGAACGACACCAAGUUCUUCUACGGAGAAAAUACUUCCUUCCUUUGGAUUCAGUAUAAUUGCCGAGCGCCAAAUAUCUGCAACCCUAGUGACACCUGCCGAACAGUCACCGAAUCUUACGAUAAGAUUUUGCAUCGUAAGAAGAAUUUAGUCUCAAGGCAAUGCGUCUGUCCGGAAGAAAUGUACUGCCCUCAUCAUUUAGAACUUGCUUUUGAGAGAGUGGACUUCGGUAAGGGCGGCUUCUACCAAAUGAGAUGCAUGCAGGACAACUGACCAUCCCAUGACCGACCAACGUUUUUAUUAAGUAGUCAAAGCUUUCCUCCUGCAUAGUUUAGUGUUUCAAAAAUUGUAACAUGGACCAAACUGAUUUUCUAAACUGAUCUCUAAAUCAUACUUUACUUAAUAUUUGAAAUAUCAGUUUGUCAAUUGUUCUUCAAAUAUGUAUCGUUGGAAAAUGUCCUAAUGAGUAUGUUAUCGCGAAGUUUAAUAACACCACCCAUAACCGUUUGUUUUUGUUGUUGUUGUUGGUUUUUAUGUCACCAUCCGAAUGUUUUGGAACAAAUGAUUAACAUACUCUGUAAACUUUUCUUCAUUUGACAAUGAAUAGUUAUGAAUAAAAUAGUUUGAACUCAGC
Limulus polyphemus (Atlantic horseshoe crab) is the source of this 1212-nucleotide messenger RNA. RefSeq lists its product as uncharacterized. NCBI's taxonomy places the organism in Eukaryota, Metazoa, Arthropoda, Merostomata, Xiphosura, Limulidae. The record is from RefSeq and is a predicted model, not a curated record. The coding region runs from base 186 to 851 and encodes 221 amino acids. The transcript has 5 exons.